AAGAAGAAGAGAAAGCAUUUCCUCUGUGAAAGGUCUCGAGCAUGGCGACCUCUUGUCACAGGUUCAAUGUUACAGAGCCGCGCUGAUUGUAGUAAUAGCUCUGUUUAUAUUCGGGUCUGACCUCAUGCACCACGUUAGCGGUUUUUAAUCCAACAGACAUAAGAGUAUAAAAUGUUUUCAGCUGUAGUACGGAGCCGUAUUCCGGUGUCUUUCGUGCUGUCCCCUCGGUUUGGUGUUGUGGUGGAGAGUGUGCGGGGCAGGAAGUCCCGCACUGACCCGAAAGCCAAGUCCAAAGCGGGCCGAAUCAAGACCCCGCCCCCGGUGGACCCUGUGGAGAUGGUGGUGCUGAAGGAGCGCUACACUGAGUACAACCUCAUCAUGAGGGCGCUUAGGUUACAGUUUAAAGAGGAAAUGCUGAGGAAGCGCUAUGAGGAAGAGACUGGCUCUUUAGCAGAAGAGAGAGCCAAACAGGAAGCUGAGGAACACAGAUCAUUAAUGGCCUGGAAUGAUGCAGAAAACCUCAGAUUACGAAAAAUACGUGAGCUGCGUGUGCAGGCAGAGACUGCGGCUGCUGAACAGAGGAGGAAAGAGGCAGCGAUUUUGUGUGAACAAAAGCUUGAGAAUUACAUAAAAGAAAAACAGAAAGAAAUCCUCCAGCUGCAGGAAGAGGCAAAGAACUUUAUUACACUGGAAAAUUUGGAUCAGCGGAUUGAGGAGGCAUUAGACAACCCCAAAAGCUACAACUUUGCUAUAAAUAAAGAAGGAAAAGUGGUCAAACGAACUGUGCUUCAAUAAGAAACAGUGAUCAAAACAUCAGGAUUAAAGAGACUGAAAAUGAUGCAUGUCUGUUUCCUUGCUCUAUCCAACCUAUGUAACUUUAAGUGUCCACUUUAAAGAUGUUACUUUGUUUUCCUAAGUAAACGUUUAAUUGUGUUUCAGUUA
This is a messenger RNA of Hemibagrus wyckioides, 942 nucleotides long. It is a transcript of the gene mrps26, whose product is annotated as mitochondrial ribosomal protein S26. The transcript is spliced from 4 exons. NCBI's taxonomy places the organism in Eukaryota, Metazoa, Chordata, Actinopteri, Siluriformes, Bagridae. The coding region runs from base 172 to 795 and encodes 207 amino acids. Gene Ontology annotation, cellular component: mitochondrial small ribosomal subunit. The record is from RefSeq and is a predicted model, not a curated record.